Jaminaea rosea is the source of this 2050-nucleotide messenger RNA. Its product is annotated as nucleotide-binding domain-containing protein. The transcript is spliced from 2 exons. Gene Ontology annotation, molecular function: oxidoreductase activity. Bases 104 to 1915 code for a protein of 603 amino acids. The record is from RefSeq and is a predicted model, not a curated record. Lineage: Eukaryota; Fungi; Basidiomycota; Exobasidiomycetes; Microstromatales.
CCACACUGGACCCUGGACGUCCAAUUCAAUUAGAAUAGGCGUCCGCCACUCUCUUUGCCUCCCCUCCUCAUCACUACAGCGACAUCGAGUGUCAUUCGCCACCAUGUCCUCCUCACCAACAAGCACGCUUCCGACUAAUGGCAACGCGCAGGCCAAUGGCGUCAAAGCCAACGGCGUCAAUGGCCACAGCAAGGCAGCCAAUGGCUCCUCCCCCAACACGAAGCGCAAACGCGUCCUAAUCAUCGGCGCCGGUUGCUCAGGCAUGUCCGCGGCCUACUCCCUCUCUCUCUCCCCCGAAGAGUUCGACGUCAAGGUCUACGACCGUUCCCCCUCGACGGGUGGCUCUGCCACAUCCACGCAGCUGCCCGACCCUAAGCGCUUCAAUGCAGACUACAUCAACGAUGGAGUGCAGGGGGCUAGCCCGGUGUUUCAUAACACGUUCAAGAUGUUCGAUAAGGUACUGGGAUUCCAGGCUACAGAGGUCGGGUUGCAGAUUUCUUUUGGCAAAGGCAAAGAGACCUUUUGGUCGAACGUCUUCCCCUCCGAGCUAGUAGAACACUUCUCAGCCGACAUCAAGAAGUUCGGCCGCGUCCUCCAACACAUCAAACGCUUCGAGCCAAUCUUCGCCGUCAUCCCGGUAGACCGCAUGUUGAAGCUCUUCCGCUUCUCCCCCGACUUUGGAGAAAGGAUGGUUUUCCCUCUCGUGGCCCUCUUCUUCGGCACGGGCAAUGAGACGAAGCAUAUCAGCUCCGCUAUUCUGGAGCGAGUCUUCUUGGACCCUUCGAUGCGACUCUUUGAGUUUAGCGAGGAGAGCCUCCUCGCCAGCGUGCCCACUAUGAUGGCCUUCCCUGAGCUUUCGCGCGUGUACGGCGCAUGGAGGCGCAAGAUCGAGGAGAACGGGAAUGUGGCCGUGGAGACGUCUCGCGAGGUGUACGAGAUCCAUCGCGGUACCAAAGAGGCAAAGAAACAGGGCGGACACAUCCUCGCCAAGACACGCCGAGUCAACGCAAAGGAGGAGCCCCUCACCGGCCCAGACGCUGACGAGAGGAUCGAAGUCUUCGACGAGCUUAUCAUGGCCGCCGACGCGGACUCUGCCCUCAAGAUCCUCUCAGCCGGCUCUGGUCCCACAUGGCGUGAGCGCAAAGUCUUGGGGAAUGUCCUGUACAAGUGGGACGUGACGGUGACUCACUCAGACGAGGAGUACAUGCGUCGCCACUACGAGCUCGAUUACCAACCGGCCUACAACGCCAAGCGAGAGGAUGCUGACUCGAAAAAGGCCUUCGAGUAUGCGGAGAAGAACUGGCGUCCCUUGUACCUAAUCAAGAUGUACGAGAAGGACCCAGCUUUCAUCGAGAUGAGCUUCGAUCUCACCCAUUAUCAACCACAGUUCCAGGGUACCAGCCCUGUUGGUUCUGGAGCCCGAAUCAAGGAAGGUCAAGCUCCACCGUCGGAGCGUGAGGGUACGACUUCGCAGGGCAAGGAAGCCACAACGGGUCAGCACCUCGAUCCGGAUCAGAAAGAGCCAAGCUACUCGGACCAUGUAUUCCAGACCAUCUACCUCAACAAGGAGAUGUCCGAUUGGUGGACAAAGGACGAGGUGGCGAAGGAAAAGGUUAUUUUGGAGAAAUGGUGGAAACAACAGAGCCACCGUUGGCAACAUUAUGCAUUCACAGUCCCUUUCAUGUGGGCCAUCAAUCAGGCCGGGUCGGGUACGCAUACCAGUUUCGCGGGGGCGUGGAGUCUGGUCAAUAUGCACGAGGUGGGGAUCGCGAGCGGGUUUUCUGCGGCGUAUGCUUUGGGAGGCAAGUACCCUUUCAAGGAGGAUGAGGAGUGUGCGAGAUUGUUCAGACUCUAUUACGCACUUAGCCAUAUGAGUCGGAUGAGGGGGGAGGAUAGGAAGGGCUUCUUUGCGUGAGGGGGCGCAGCGACGCGCCAUGAUAGGAACACUUGUUCUGGCUCUUGCUUUUCCCCUCUUCCUUCUUUUGUUGUUGUUGUCGCUCUUUCUCAACUCAUGCAUGCUUUUGACGAAUACCACUCGAUCUCAUUGGAC